Vespa mandarinia (Asian giant hornet) is the source of this 3619-nucleotide messenger RNA. RefSeq names its product solute carrier family 2, facilitated glucose transporter member 1. Lineage: Eukaryota; Metazoa; Arthropoda; Insecta; Hymenoptera; Vespidae. Gene Ontology annotation, molecular function: hexose transmembrane transporter activity. The record is from RefSeq and is a predicted model, not a curated record. Gene Ontology annotation, biological process: monosaccharide transmembrane transport. Gene Ontology annotation, cellular component: membrane.
GAGGCUCGUCCGACAACGUACACGUUAAAAUUAAAUCUAGCCAGAGAAAAAGAGAAAGAGAGAGAGAGAGAGAGAGAGAGAGAGAGAGAGAGAGAGAGAGAGAAAGAGGCCAACGGCUACGUUUCUUGCAGACGACGACGAAAACGACGAAAACGAAGACGAAGACGAAGACGACGAAGACGAAGACGAAGACGAAGACGACGACGACGACGACGACGAAGACGAAGACGACGACGACGACGACGACGACGACGACGGACGUCGCGACGAGACGAGACGAAACGCACGUCCUUUAGUUCAGUCUUAAGAGUAUAUCCCGGUUGCACGGGUGCUCUAAUUAGAUAUAUUUCCUUUGAUUCUUUUUCAAGAUUCAUCCGUUUUCUUUAUUUUUCUUUUGUUUUUCUUUCUUUCUUUUUAAUCCCAUAAUUUUUACCAAUUUUUCUUUUUUCCCUUGUAAAAAAGUAAUUUCACAACACGUAUGUAAGUUAUAAUAUAAACUUCGAGUGGGGUAAUUAACGCGUAACGAAUUUCCUUGUGUAUUAAUUAUCGACGAAGAAGGAAGGUGUUGCGGUUUCGUUGUGUAGUGUAAGUAAAGAAGAAGAGGACAUAUAAAACCUCCCUAUACGUGUAAGAACUUUCGACCGCAGAUAUCAGAUGGAUCGAGACGACGAAGAUUUUGGUGAGGGAUACAUCGCAGAAUCGCAUCCACUCAGGCCUACUCAUCUCUCAGUACCUUUAGGUGGUAGGGGUGAUUCCAGAGCACCCAGUAUCAGUAGCAGUGUCAGUGAUUUGGAUGCUCCAAUCUAUACCAGAGAAACUACCGUACCGAUUUCUGCUAAAGGGGGUCUCAAUAGCCGAUUAAUUUUUGCGAUCACAGCUGCUGUACUGGGAUCAUCGUUUCAACAUGGAUACAAUACUGGUGUGGUUAAUGCUCCUCAAGAGCUUAUUGAAAACUGGAUUAGCGAAGUAAAAAUGAAUAGGACUGGAGUGGUGACGAAUCAAUCCGAAGUAACGGUGAUCUGGUCGAUAGCAGUAUCGAUAUUUUGCGUUGGUGGUAUGAUAGGUGGUUCAUUGGUGGGUACGAUCGCUGAUCGCUUUGGUAGAAAAGGAGGUUUGAUGUUGAAUAACAUACUCGUCCUAUUAACUGUACUACUCGAGGGAUUCACCAAAAUAGCGAGAAGUUACGAGAUGUUAAUAAUUGGACGUUUAUUGAUCGGUAUCAACUCAGGAUUAAACGCAGGAUUGGCGCCUAUGUAUCUGUCUGAAAUAUCACCUAUUAAUUUAAGAGGUGCAGUAGGAACGGUUUAUCAGCUUGUCAUUACAAUUUCAAUCCUGGUGGCACAAAUUCUUGGAUUAGAAAAAGUAAUGGGAACAGAAAAUCAAUGGCCUCUUUUGCUUUGUUUAACCGUGAUACCAGCGUUGUUCCAAGUUAUUACUCUACCAUUUUGUCCUGAAACACCAAAAUAUUUGUUGAUUAAUAGAGGAAAAGAUAUGGAGGCACAGAGAGCUUUAACCUGGUUACGUGAUACCGUCGAAGUUCAUGACGAGAUGGAAGAGAUGCGGGCGGAAUACGAAUCGAUGAAACUCAUAUCAAGGGUUACGCUGAAGGAACUCUUCGUUAAUUCCGCUCUUAGGAUUCCGCUGAUGAUAGCCGUCAUGGUUAUGCUCGCACAACAACUUUCUGGCAUCAAUGCCGUUAUGUUUUUCUCAACGAAGAUCUUCAGAUCGGCACAACUCGACAAGCCUGCUGCUCAGAAUGCUACGUUAGGAGUUGGUGCGAUGAAUGUUCUCAUGACGUUGAUAUCAUUGAUUUUGGUUGAAAAAGCAGGAAGGAAAACAUUACUUCUGAUUGGCUUCACCGGCAUGUUCGUGGACACGGUUCUAUUAACCAUUUGUCUUGCAUUUUCUGAGACAUCACGUGUAGCUGCUUACUUCUCCAUAAUCUGGGUCAUUCUAUUUGUAGUAUUGUUCGCAACAGGUCCCGGAAGCAUUCCUUGGUUUUUGGUGUCUGAAUUAUUUAAUCAGUCGGCACGACCCGCUGCUACCUCAGUAGCCAUUGCUGUUAAUUGGACAGCUAACUUUGUUGUCAGUAUUGGAUUUCUUCCUCUCCAAGAAGCACUUGGUGCUUAUGUGUUUAUAAUUUUUGCCGCGUUACAAGGAUUCUUUACCUUCUUUAUUUAUAAGAAAGUACCAGAAACGAAGAAUAAAACAAUAGAGGAAAUUACUAGUAUGUUUAGGCAAAUAUCCUAUCAGUAAGAGAAUAAUACGCAUUAGAGAUUCAUCAGUAAAAAAAUUUUAUGUGCCGAUGUGUGGUUCUUACGGGAGAACAUCCAUCUGAUAGAUUAGUAAUAUUGCGUUAAUUAUUUACAUCAUUUUCAUAUUUUCAUUCGAUUUUCCAUUUCGUAUUAUUACAUCAACAAGUUUAUAUAUGAUGAACAAACAUGACAAAAAAAAAAGAUGUUCAUUAAAAAUUGUAUAUACCACUUGAUACACGACAGUUAACAAAAUUAUAUCAUUAUAUAUCGUUUCAUAAAAAAUAACUUCUUUUAAAUGUAUAAUUUUAUUGACAAUAUUCAUUUUAUACGUGUCACAUAUAAAAGCGCAUCAAUUAAUAUAUCGUUAGAUCGCGCACAUUUUUAUAAGAUACUAUUCUUUUUCUUUUAUGAUUAUAAAAUUUUUAAUGAAACUUUAAUUUAGUUCCUAUUAUCCCAGUGAUUGUGUCAGUAGAAAAAAAGAUUAUCAAUAUUGUAUAGGAGACUCGUAAAUAGAAAUCUGUUUUUACAAGAAGAUACCCAAAUGAAAUAUGCAAAUGAAUUUUUGUGCCUGCAAAGAAUUAUAAUUCUAGUCAUGAGAAGACGUUUGUUUAAUAUUAAAUAAAAAUAGCCAAAGGGGUCUUCUUUGAAGGAGAAACAAAAAAAAUCAGUAAAUUUCUUAUUACAAAACCCUGUUUUUUGUGUAUUUUUUAUGAGAUGAGUUUUCAAGAUUGAGAUUAUUGUUCUAAAAAAGUGGUAGAGUACAUUUUAUCGCUAGAUGUUAAGAAAAUUACUAAACAUGGAAGGAUUUUUUGCCUUUAAAGUAGGUUCUUGCAGUAGGUGUGAUAUAUUUAUAUAAUUUGAAAUAUAAUACAGAAAAGUAUACAUAUUUUAUUAUAAUGAUCUUAAAUGUUUUAUCAAAUAAAAAGAAAGGUUGACAAGAAUUGUAAAUAUGGAUGUAGAUGUAUAAUAGGAUUAUAAUAGGAUCAUAACUAUAAAUAUCACAGAAUAGAAAAUAAUUAUAUUUAUGUAUGCAUGUAGUUUACUAAUAGUUAAGAAAAUUUAUCCACUAGCAUAAUUAUGUUUGUAAUCUGUACACAAUCAUUAUUCUAAUGACAUCUAUACAUAUUAAAUGUACCAAAGCAUAUUUCACUGAAAGCUAAUCAUUUUGGUAAUUAAAUGUAAGAACAGCAUAUGAAUACAUUCACUCUAGAUAUAUUUAUAAAAUCAAAUAAUACUCAAAUAUAAAUCAUUUUUAGUAUCGAUACAACGAAAAAUAUUAAGAAUUUAAAAGUGUGUGUACAUGAUUGCAACAUGCGUUGAAACAAAGAAAAUAUAUAAGUUACAAUAUAUCUGAUUUUAAUUUA